Molecule: messenger RNA, 261 nt
Organism: Knipowitschia caucasica
Lineage: Eukaryota; Metazoa; Chordata; Actinopteri; Gobiiformes; Gobiidae
Source: the annotation of a GenBank genome assembly
AUGCCGAAAAGAAAGUCAGAGGGUCCCGAGGGAAAGGAGGCCCCCAAAGUCACAAAGCAGGAGGCCGUUCGGCGGUCCGAGAGGUUGGCGAAACUUGCUCCUCCCAAGACUGAGAUGAAGACUGAGAUGAAGCCUAAGAAAACAGUCCUCAAGGUUGUAAAGAAAAGCGGAGUGAGAGGAAGGAAGGACGACGACUUUGCCCACAACGGAGAUGCAAAGGAAUCUGAGGCAGCGGAGGAGGCGACCGACGAGAAGGCGUAA